UUAUAAAUAGACAAGGCUGACUGACGUUAACGCGCGAAAUAUGUGGAGAUGUGGGAGUCAUCGCGGCAUCCUGCAGACGAGGAAAUACCUCGCGCGAAUCUACUUUCAUUUUACACCUCGAUCGACAUAUUGUCGCGUUCCGAUGGAUUUGACAGAUUACGCGCGAUAAACAUUCUCUGAACGUCCGAAUGAUUCUGUAGAAUGUCAGAAUGAAUCUUCAGAGUCGUCUCUAAAUGAUUUGAGGUGUAAAUUAAGUCUGGGAUAGUCAACGCUCCCCAGUGAGAUUCCAACCAGAAGGGCCGUGAAGAUCAGGCCUAAUGGAAGACAUAGAGACCGAGCUGACCUGCUCCGAGCAGGAUGUUUUAGGAGCAGACUUCAUCACAGUGGAACUUGACACCCAACCCAUCGAAUACGUGGUGAAGUGGGCCGAGCAGGGCUCCAAAUUCACUAUAUCCUGUGUGAAAAAAGAUUUGGAAGAUGGUGCCUGCUUCACUUCCGAUCAGAUGGUCAAACUGGAUCCGGAAGAGACGUUCUUCGUCCCUUACGAGUCCGUGUUCCCGGAAUGCGACGACGGAGAUCCAGAUUUGAUCGCGACGCACGUGGAAGAGGUGGUGAGCGAGCCGGACUUGGAUGACGGCACGGAGCCGGGGAUUAGUGAGCCGUGCCACGACGAGCAGGUUUCUGAUACAUGCUGGCUGAAGGAGGCGUCUCGGUCCAGAACCUAUAACUGCCACAUCUGCGGAAAAACCUACAGCCAUUCGUCCAGUCUCGCACGCCAUCUGCACGUACACUCGGAUAGGACGUCCCUGUCCUCCUCUAAAGAGUUCGGCAAGUUAGGAGACAGCAAAAAGUCUCUCCAGUGCAACAUGUGCGGGGUGAGGUGCAACGGUAAGCGGCUUUUGGCGAUACACAAGAAAUGCCACAAAACCAAGAGACUGCACACGUGCAACAUAUGCGGCAAGACAUUCAAUCACAGCUCUAGUUUGUCACGGCAUAGGCUGAUCCAUAAAAAAGGCCUGGAUAAAACCGUCAGGCCGCUGUACCCGGACCCACCCCCAACUCCUAUCAUGGCCCAACACACUUUCUCAUCCAGGCACGGCACCAACAGAAGAUCGAGCCCCUCAGGACAAAGACAGAAGCAGUACCAGUGCCCGCAGUGCGACAGGGUCUUCAGCCACUCCGCCGGCCUUUCCAAGCACCAGGUGGCACACGUGCGACAGCUGCUCAGCACGUACGCGCAGGGCAAAGAUGAGCUCAACAAAUCCUCGGACCUGAAGAUCCGCCUGAAGCUGUGCUCUCGCGACAAGCCCAACUACUACACCCUGUGCAAGAAGAACAAGCGCAAAAAGGGCGGCAAGAAGAGGCUGUGCCUGCCGAAUGAGGAGCGACCGUACUCCUGCUGCAUGUGCGAGAAGCGCUUCAGCCACACCACCAGCCUUUCCCGCCACGAGCACAUGCACGCCAACGAAAAGCGCUACACUUGCAACGUCUGCAAGAAGACCUUCAUCCGGCUGUCCAACCUGAAGCAGCACCAGCAAACGCACGCUUCGGGGAAGCUCUACCAGUGCCCGCAGUGCGGGAAGACUUUCGUUCACUCCUCCAGCUUCUCCAGGCAUAAGAAGGUACACAUGGGGAUCAAGCUGUCCCCGAAACAUUGCGAAGAGGAACUGGUCAUUGAUGAGUCGGCCCCGCUGGAUUUUGAGUCCGAGUGAGACAGACAGAGGCGUGGAACUCUCGCACAGCAGACUCAGGGCUUCUGGACCUUUCUUGACAUUUGGUGAUGGUGCUCAAGGGCGAGCUGAUGAGGAAAAUCGUUAUUGAUGUGUGUUUGAUGGUUUUGCUUGACCCCUUUUUGCGAAGAAUCUCGGUGUGGUGUGUUCUCAAGAGUUCGAUCUAAUAUUCUUGUAAUAUUUCAAGCGUUCUGGCUAGAGGGUGGAGUGAUCGCCUUGGUUAAUGUAAAAGAUGUGUUUGUUUGUUUUUUUUACAUUCCCUUUUUUGUUCCAUUCACUUUAAUGGCCGGGUUAUUAUUUGCCAGCCAGUCUGUGUUAUUUAUUUCUCUGUUUGUGGGUAUUCACGAAGAAUCAGCUGACGUCGGCAAUACACAUGUUAUUUAUUUUCUGUGCGUGCACUGACCUGUGACAAAAAGGACUUAUUUGGGGGGGUGGCUGAUCAAAGGUGAGAGCGUGGGUAGUCAAGGACAAAGAUAAGGUUGAAUUGAUCAUUGAUAGUGGAGUAAUAGUACAUUUUUAUAUGCAAUUUACUUGCCCCGCGUUCCAUUAAGUGUGCAAUCUGAAUCAGUUAUUUCCCAAUAUUUAGUGACUUAUUAUCUUAGACCAACAGAUGCUUUUUUCACCUUAAAACACCGUUCCAAUAGUUGUUUGAGUGCAGUUUGAUCACCUAAAAGUUGAAGCGUUUUGGGGCGAUUUGAUCAUUUAUGGUUUGUCUGGAACUGAUGGAUACCAUUGUGUGAUUCGGGACACAUUGUUCCCGGUACUGAUCAUUUGUCAAAAUAUGAAAUUCAUAUCCAUGAAGUUUAUUUAUGAUGAUACAGUGGAUGCUUGUAAGACAUUAAAUGUGUACAGAUUUAAAAUACUGUACAUUUCGGUGUGCACUUGACGAACACGAGGACAUACUCACAAAAUGUGUGCUUUUUACUUCUGUAUAUGUGUAAAAAGAUGCCGUUGCAAAAAAAAAGAAGUUCUAUCUGAAUUAUUUUUCUGUAUAAUUCUAAGUUAUGGAAUAGCCAAAGGAUUUCAUAUUUUAACAAGCAUUGCACUAUUGUAUUUAUAGACAAAAGCACUACAUGUUUGGUGAAUUGGAACGGUAGUCCUCAACACUGGACAAAACCUCGAAACUUGGAAAUAUCUUCCACGCAUUCUGAAAAAUUGAUCAAGUGCCCUCAGCUGCUUAGUGUAAGACCAAAGCUUUUCAAUGCACACAUGCACCACUUCAGUUCAUUAAACAGCAUUCAGUCAGUCUUUUGUUCAGUGUUCAUACAGGCCUGGACCUUUGCUUACCAUUUACUGUCUGAAUUGAAAUUGAAUUGCAAUUACUAACCUAUUUACGGUGUUUAUGAGACUUUGGAGUGAAGUUGCACAAGUGAAGCAGAGAUUACACUCCAGGUUACAUCCAGAAUGAUGUUUGUUAUUAAAAAGGAAAAGCGACAUUGUAUUAGAAAUGUUUCCUUUGUUCUUGAAGUGUAAAAGUAUGUUCCCCGAUUUUAUGGAUCUUUCAUUCCCAUUGUUCUCUAUAUUCUUUGCUGUGAUAAAAAAGGAUUCCUCUCCUAUCCACACUCCUUGUAUUUAGUUUGUCAUUUAACGUUGUUUUUGGUUGCUGUAGCUGUUUCAAUGCAGCAGACCUUUUUUUCACUAGAUAUGUAUGUUUUAGUGUUGUGUUUGCCAUUAGAUUACAGCUUAUUUGUGUUGUAUUUUUGUAAUAAAUCAUUGAUUUGAGAAUCA
Messenger RNA from Triplophysa rosa, 3458 nucleotides. Its product is annotated as zinc finger protein 135. The transcript is spliced from 2 exons. Bases 318 to 1712 code for a protein of 464 amino acids. The record is from RefSeq and is a predicted model, not a curated record. NCBI's taxonomy places the organism in Eukaryota, Metazoa, Chordata, Actinopteri, Cypriniformes, Nemacheilidae.